AUGAAACAAUCCGUUGCAUAUUGUGGUAAAUACGGGGACCUGGCAACCCUACGUCACGACUUUUGCAGUACUGUUUUACCCAUGUUUAACUAGUUUCACUUCAGCCUGUUAUGGUUUGACGUAGAUGAACGAUGUUACUAGCCUAACAGUUUGGUAAACUAAUCCCUUAUUUCAACAUUCAUGUUGCAUUUUACACAGACACUGAGAUUCACUUGAAAACAAUGAUAAGGAAAUGAAUAGUAAGUAAAGAGGAAAGCAGCAGUACUACAGCUUUGGACUGCCGUUAUCUUUUGGCUAUGAUUAAGCUUGCCCUGAUGAGCAACUGUGAGGACUGGAGACCUCUCUGCUUCUGGAGUUUCAGCCAAAAUUCAGUGAACUUGUGAGCUGGAUUUUCUCCCUUUAGUUGGUCAGUGAAAAUAUGGGAAGUCAGAUAUCCAAGCAAGCUGAUCAGCAGCCUUUACUAGAUGAUACAGAUGAAGAACCACUCAUUGAGAAGAUCUCAGUUGUGCUUAUGGGACAUCAUGGAGUUGGGAAGAAUACAGUUGGAAAUGCUAUUCUGAAGAAGAAAGCCUUCAGAUUCCAGGAUAGCUCUAAGAACUAUUACUUGAAGGAUGAAAACACAACAUUUGACAGACAUGUUACUGUAACUCGUGUCCCAGGCUGGUCUGCAGAUUUAAACUCUGAAAAGAAUAGGCAACUUUGGCAAGUGAUUAAAGACAGUGUGCGAUCAGUUGAUGAUGGACCCCAUGCUAUUAUACUGGUUGUUGAUAAGAACACUGAACCUGCAGAGACGACAAAAGAGAAAUUAAAACAACUCCUGGGUGAUAAUGUUUUCCAGCAUAUUUUAAUAACUUCAGUGGAUGCAAAAAACAUUGUGGUUUAUCACAGUGCUAUAAAACAAACCAUCAUUAACAGAUGUAAAUAUCACUUCUUUGUAAGAUGCACAUGUGGAAAGCAAAAUAGAAAGCUGAUCGAAACAAUUGAGGACUUUAUUGUAUAUAAGGAUGACAUUCGUUUCUACGCUAUGGGAAAGAAGGCACCAAACCUUGAUCUCCAGCAUCAGGAUCUGGCUAACCUUGUAAAUGGACUAAAACACAAAAUUUCAGCUCUCUCUGACUCCCUGGAUUCUAACAUGUAUGUAAUAAAAUCAAAAAAUGCUGAAAUAAGGGACCUAAAACGUCUGCUGAAAGAAAAGGAGGAUAUGCUGAGAGCCAAGGAGGAGGAGAUAGAAAAGUUAAAGUCAAAUCAAAAUCACACAGAGCUCUCUGUCCUGCACAAAAAGACUGAGCAGCUUGAGCAUGCAGCAAAGCGAGCAGAAAGGUUUCAGCGAAAGAUGAAAGAGUUUCAAAGAAAGAUUGGUGAAAUGGAAAAAAAAAUUGAAGAAAAAAAUAAAGAGAUAGAAGAACUGAAAAAAGAAAAUCAAGCAUUGAAAUCUCAAAAUGAAAAUAAAAAAAGGGCAAAGCCAUCAUCCAUGACUGGGCCGAGGCAGAAGGGUACUAAUUCAAUUGAAUUAAUCUCAGUGACCUCAGCAGAAACAUUAUUGGGCGAUGAAGUAUUUCAAGCCAGUGAAGUCCACAGAGGUGUGCGAUUUCUGAAGAAAAACCGCAAAAAGCUCAUUGAAAGAAUUGUGGCGGUGAAGCCCAUUGUUGAUGAACUGCUUCAGUUUAUCGGCCACCAUAAAUAUGAGAAGAUUCUACAAGCUCCAACUGAGUAUGAGCAAAAGAGACAGCUCUACGACAUAAUGGAUAAAGGCGGAGCAAAAUUGCAAAUAGAGUUCUACAAAUGCCUGUUAAAACAUGAGAAAUAUCUUGUUGAAGACUUAGAAAAGUCACCAUAAAAUACAAAACACUGGUAAGCCUUAAGAAUGGGAAGGUUCAGUUUCUAAAAUAGACAUAAUUUCUUUUCUGGGAAAAAACUAAUGGACAGAUGAGAUGAACAACUGUAUCAUAAUGAGAAAAUGAGAAAAUUGUGGAGAGAAAAAAAUGAUUGCUAUCCAAGCAGAUUAUCUAAUCAGACUGCCUAAUCUAACAAACUAAAAGCCUUCAACUCUUGAAACAGUGCAAUGCCUUCAAAUGUACUGCUAAAACAACUGUGGAGUUUAUCAGUAUCAAAAAAUUCUUCAGGGAAUGUUCUUCACUGGGUGAGACACUUACUCAAGAGAAUAAGAAAUGUUAAAAGUCUCGAAAAAUGAAACUGUAAGUGAAAAUCGCUACAGGCAAAAAGUCCUGAAAAGCAAUAAGCGAAUAAAGCCAGAUUUCAGGUCUGACAGAGCAUCGCCCAAGAAGAUACAUAUCAUUUGCUGUUAUUUGUAGCUACUGUUGAUAGCAAAGUAUUUGCAACUAUUUUUCCGGAAUCAAUUCCUGUAACAGUGGGGACAAGGAAGGAGAAUUCACCUUGGAUUAGGAUGCCAGUUCAUCACUGGGCACCUUGCACACAUUCAUUCACACCAAGGGGCAAUUUAGUGUCGCUAAUCUGUGUACCUGCAUGUUUUUGGACAUUGGGAGGAAACCAGAAAACCUGGAGGAAACCCCUGCAAACACGGAGAGAACUCUGCACACACAAUAACCCAGUCAAGAUACAUUCAAGAUACAUACUACAGCUUUGAUUUGUUAAACAUUUGAGAGCCAACCAGCUCCAGCUCCAUUAACCUCAGGGAAGUCCUGUAACAGACAUGGCUGAAUAUAUCUGAGGAACACCUGGAAAAAAAGUUGGGGUUUUUUUGUCAUUGUUGUUGUUUAAGGUUUAAGUUUUUUUUUUUUUUUUUUAAUUUAUUAAUGUAUUGUUGAAUUUAUUUAGUUAAUGUCUUAAUACCUGCAUGUGUGUUCUUGUCUUCUUAAACAUGAUUCGCUUUAAUAUGUUAGUUCAAAUGAAUGAAAAAACCCCACUCAUUUAUUAAAACACUGUUAUGAAAGAUAAAACAUUUAGGAGAAGAAUGUUUUACAUUCAGUUUUGAUAUGGCAUCAAUGGAAGAGAGUUUGGUUAUAAGAAGUGUCAAGGCUGCUCAGCCCUCUGUUCAACGAUGAUGUCUGUGCUCGCUUUGUGUGGCACUUGUCUUGCUUUGUGGCUUUGUGGAUCCAGGGUGCAGCAUUCAUAUGUGUGGUGCCAGGUGGCAUUGCAGCCGUGUGGGCCACAGAGUGUGUACCAGCGAAAGCUUUCUCUGAGAAAGUGAUCAGCCACAUCAUUGAAAUUAGAUCACGGCAGAUUUUGAGGGACUCUGCUAACCAGUCUGUCUGUCUGUUUUAUAAUUUAUAACUGAAUAUAGAAUAUGUUAUUAUUAUUAUUACUCUCAUUCUAUUAUGCAGAUGCAAUUUUAAUUGCUUUAACAAACCUACAAAGCUUACUUAAAAUCUACAUCAAGAAACUAGCUUGCUAAUGUUAGAUAGCUAGAUCAUGUUCUUACUGAGUUGCAUAUUGUUGGUUUAGUUAACUAGCUUUGUUCAGCUAAUAAAUGAAUUUAUGGCAUUUGACUCGGCAGCACCUCAGCUUUCACAGCCACAACAUCUUCAAUUUUGUAAUUGUAAAUCAUAACGUCUUGAACAUGCCUAUGUACAACAAGGUUUACAAGACUUGUAUGCCUUCAAUUUCUCGCUAGUGUAAAUGCUCUGAGUUUCUUUAUGUGUAAUAUUUCUGGCCAUUGCAGGCUAGAGCACUGCUUAGAAUCAUUUAGCCACUCACAGGGCUCCAAGCCAUAAUGAUCUUCUAGAGUCACACCAUUUGAAAGUGUUAGUUUGGCCAAAUAGCACUACCUGUCUUUUUGUGGUUAUCCUUAAGAAUAUGUGAAUAACAUUUAGCUAAUGUCAGUUAGAUUCCUAAAUAAAAUUCCUGAUAGAUUCUUCAGUUAGAAUAUAACCAAGUAGUUGCUAGGCUACUCAGGUCUUUAUGCAACCAGGUUGUGUAUGCAUCUCUUUACAAAUACCAAAGGAGUGUAUAUAUCCUUCAAAAACAAGUUCUCUCUAAACUCUCGGUUGCAUGAUUCAGCUGGUUUGCUAAGCCACUGUUGCAUCUGUUUACAUUCAUUGCAAGGUGCAGUGUAUCUCAAACAUUGUUAUUAAAAUAAGUGAAGACCUUCAACUAAGUGAUAAAUACUGUGCAAGAGAAUAAUACAUACCAUGACAAAGCUAUUUUAAAUUCUAUUUUCAUGCUGGAAUUUUCCUUUAAGUUUUGAAUAUAAGGGCUAAGAAACACUUCAUUUAAAAAUUAUAAUUAUCUUGUUCUUUGGUCUGUCCUACAUCAAAGUUUAGUUGAAGCAUCUUAUUUUAAAGUUAGAUGCAAAUGCAAUAAAAGAUAACUGCCUAUGCAGUACACAUCUAUUUAUAAUUUCCAGCUGAGGGUAUUAGUUACGGUAGACAAUCUGUUCUCUCUUCCUGCAGCUUUCAGUGUGAAACUGUUUAUCUACCAUUUAUAUAAAGUCCAUUGAAAGUGCUUUUGUGCAUCUGAGAUCAGAGUGACUCAGCAAGUUUAUUGCAUUUAUCACUUUUGCAUCAGAAUACCAGUUUUAUUUGGUUUUCUCUUUCACUUCUCUUCUCUUUCACUUCU
Molecule: messenger RNA, 4536 nt
Organism: Pangasianodon hypophthalmus (striped catfish)
Lineage: Eukaryota; Metazoa; Chordata; Actinopteri; Siluriformes; Pangasiidae
Product: synaptonemal complex protein 1
Exons: 6
Coding region: 419-1837 (472 amino acids)
Biological process (GO): regulation of apoptotic process
Molecular function (GO): GTP binding
Source: RefSeq, a predicted model, not a curated record